Molecule: messenger RNA, 615 nt
Organism: Neurospora tetraspora
Lineage: Eukaryota; Fungi; Ascomycota; Sordariomycetes; Sordariales; Sordariaceae
Product: concanavalin A-like lectin/glucanase domain-containing protein
Exons: 3
Coding region: 1-615 (204 amino acids)
Biological process (GO): carbohydrate metabolic process
Molecular function (GO): hydrolase activity, hydrolyzing O-glycosyl compounds
Source: RefSeq, a predicted model, not a curated record
AUGAUGUUUCCUGUCUUCGCGGCUGCACUGCUCUUCUCAACCUGGGGUGUACUCGCAGCCCCAACCCAGCCCCAGCUCUCUCGCCGCAGCGGCAUCACCAUACCACCCGGCUACUCCCAUAUCCUCUUCCAAGACGACUUCUCCCUCCUCCCCCCGGGCAACUGGGGCACCAACGAAGUGCAAACCUACACCAAGUCACCCUCCAACAUCAACAUCACCUCUUCGGGGACUUUACUCAUUACCCCUCUCCGCGUCAGCGUUGCCCUCCCAUCCGUGGAUGACUACUGGACCUCAGCCCGCAUCGAAACCAUAACCGACCACAUCGCCUGCCCCCCCGGCGGCAAGCUGCUCAUGUCCGCCAGCCUGCGCUUCGGCUCCGCCCCCUCCCCCUCGCAAAUGGGCAUCUGGCCGUCCUUCUGGGCCUUGGGGUCCGAGUUCCGGCGUUCCGGCAAGUUCGACCAGUGGCCCGGCGCGGGCGAGAUCGACAUAGCCGAGAGCACCAACGGGUCGCCUGCGGUGUGGCAGUCGCUGCACUGCGGAGUUGCUCCGGGGGGGCCGUUACCUAGAGGUGAAGAGGUGAUGAUGAUGGGCGUUGAAGAUGGUGAUGAUAUCUGA